Molecule: messenger RNA, 810 nt
Organism: Dujonia railenensis
Lineage: Eukaryota; Fungi; Ascomycota; Pichiomycetes; Serinales; Debaryomycetaceae
Source: the annotation of a GenBank genome assembly
AUGUCUUCUGUCAAGAAAUUGGAUAAAAUCGUCGCCGACUUAGUCUCGUCUGCUCCACCUGGAGAAUUAGCGGGAGUUGCGGAGAAUUUGAACAUUAUCCUUGACGGUGAGCAAACGUCACUAGUCAACCAUGAACUUGAAGCCCACAUAAACGAGAGCAUUGCCAUAUAUUCGGACUCGUACAUUGUAUCCAAGUACAACAGGGACCCACUGACAUCUAAAUACAUCGACCAUGUGAAUAAGAAGCUUUUCAACAUUGAUUUGGCGACAGGUAAGGUGAUUGACGUGGAGCUGUAUAAUGACGGUGGAUCCGUGAGCUACCCAAGCUACUUCGCUGGUCUUGUAUCGAAGCUUGAACAAUAUGGGGAAGACCACUUCCCAUCUUCAUAUGCAUUUACUGUUAUCCCUGGCGAUAACGGACAAUUGGACAUCAUUAUCGUGGGGCAGAGAUUAAACAACGAGAAUUUCUACACGGGACAAUGGAAGGCUCACUACAAGUUGAGUGAAAGCCAAUUAGUCGGUGAUAUCAAGCUUGACAUUCAUUACUACGAAGAUGGUAAUGUUCGCUUGAAUUUCGACGAAAGGGCAGAAGAAUCCCUCGCGGGUCCAGCAAGUGGAAGUUCCAUUGUCAACGCUAUCAACAAGGUGGAGUCUAAUGCCACGAUAAAGAUCAUGGACCAGUUCAACGACUUGAACCAAAGAUCUUUCAAAAACUUGAGAAGGUUAUUGCCGGUCACAAGGUCGAAGAUCAACUGGGGUAAGGCGAUUGGUAACUAUAGAUUAGGUUCUGACGUUGUGAACAGCAAAUAG